Molecule: messenger RNA, 4848 nt
Organism: Terrapene triunguis (Three-toed box turtle)
Lineage: Eukaryota; Metazoa; Chordata; Testudines; Emydidae
Gene: CMYA5
Product: cardiomyopathy associated 5
Exons: 12
Coding region: 1-4848 (1615 amino acids)
Molecular function (GO): protein binding
Source: RefSeq, a predicted model, not a curated record
AUGCGAGAAAUUCAGCUACAUUCACCUAAAAUAGAAAACUUGAUGUCUGAACAGUUAGUCACUAUGUCACUAAUGCAUACUGAUGACAGAGAUGGGCAAGAACUUCAAGCUUAUUCACUGGGCACAGAAUACUUGCUGUCAGCACAGUUAACAGCUCCUUCUCCCAUCUUCAUUGCUGAAAGUGAUAAGCAAGAAAUACAACCUGAUGCACAUGAAGUGCCAGACUUGGUUUCAGAAGUGUUGAACUUUUCAGCUGGUUCCAUUAAUGAAGAAGAGACGCAUGAUAUUGAUUCUUCUUUGCCUGACAUACAAUAUACUUCAUCUGAACAAUCAAUGGCUGUUUCAUCAGACUUUAUUGAUGAAACCGGGAUGCAAGAAAAUCAGUCGUCUUAUUCAGCUGAAGCAGACAGUUUCCCAUCAUCACAGUUAAAAACCACCUUGGUUAGGCCUUUUAAUGAAACAGAGAAACUAGAAAUUCAAGCUUAUGCUUUUGAGGAAACUGCUUUGUUGUCAGAAGAGUCAAAAACUGGCUCAGUUGAUCCUACAAAUAAUAACGAAGCAGACAAGCAAGAAAUUCAGUCUUUUCCAAAUGAAGCUAAAUACUUUGAAUCAAAACAAUUUCCAGGUAGACUUCAGACAGCACGAACAGCCCAAAGUACUAAUGAGAAUAAAUCAGACAUGACAAUGGUAUCUGAUUUUGUUUCAAAUGAAGCUUCCCGUAAUCUCCUAUCAGAGCCCAUUAAUGAAAUCCACACACAUAAUUUAUACUCCUCACUACCAGGUAAUCCAGUCUCAGAUAAAAAUGUAAAUAAUGUAACAGUAACUAGCAUUGGAGACCUUUCAACAGCAGAAGAAAUACAGCAUUUUUCAAAUGUAGAAGCAGGGUCAAAAGAGCCUGAACAUUAUCUACCAAGAGAAGAGAAAUUAACAGAACAUGUGAACUUAGCAGAAGAAUCCAAAUAUACUCCAGAACCUGAUGAACAAAAAGAUAUGUUUAAUAUAAUUUCAGAAGGCUAUGAGAUAUUGAAUAUUCAUGCUGUCCCACUCAUUUCUUCAGUGGAUGAAGAAGAAAGCAAACACAUGCCAGAUAAACUAGAAUACUUAGAAACAAAUACCCUCAUUAAAACAAAACCGUUUGAAUGUGGUGACCAUGAAGCGUCAGCAUAUGGAACAGCUAGAGAAAUUUCAGAAAACUCAGUGGCAGAUGACACCGGAGUUAAAGAUAUGGAACAAAAAGAAUUGGUUGAAGAAGUAGAUGCUCAGGAAAUUGUAGAAACAGAGGAGGAAAUUUCCACUGUGUCAGAAAAUAAAAGUGGCGAAGUUUUGAAUCCUAACGAGAGUACCAUUGAGAUGGAUUAUUUUGAAAAGUAUACUCUGAUUGAUGACAAAUCCCCCACUGAACUAUCUGUUUGGGGGCUAUCUCCCUUUGAUGCUGUAAUGGCAAACCCUAAGAAACAUACAGACGAAACCAUCUCUUCAACUGGAAGUUCUGAUGUUAAUACUUUGGAAGGUGAAUUUACUUUACUAGAUAAUGACUUAGAUGAAGCCUUUUAUGGAAUGACAGAACAAGAAAGCAAGAUGCAGUCUCAUGCAGAUGCUCAGAAAUUUUUGACUAUGCAAAAAUCAAUUGACUGUAGUAAAAAAGUGAUAAAUAUAGAAGAUGAACAAAAGUUAGCAGGCACACCCUUAUUUGAUACAGAAGAAGGAGUGUUAGAACGAUCCAUGUUGUUUCCCACAUCAGUCAGCGCGAUUAACCCAGAACUUCUAGAGGAGCCACCUGCACUGGCAUUUUUAUACAAGGACCUCUAUGCAGAAGCAGUGGGAGAAAAUGCAAAAGGUGAAAAUGAGCCUCCUUCUGAUGAAGAGAGUGGGAAUUCUGAUGCAUCUUUUCCUAGAAAUUCUGACACAGACGAUGAAACUGGAAUAUAUUUUGAAAAAUACAUUCUUAAAGACGAUAUUCCUUGCAACGUGGCUGGGUCUCAAAAAGAUGAAGUUUCAAAAGCUCAGUCUAUUAAUAAAGACCUGUCAGGCCAACUGAGGGUUUCAGGAGACAAACAUAAGGAUUUUUAUGAGGUAAUUGAAAAGGAGCAGCAAUCUGUUCAUAUUUUAUCUGAAGAAUCCACCAAAACCCAGGUCUUGUCAGAAGGGGAAAUUGUGGAGGGAGAGAGAAUCCCGUUUAUUAGUGAUAUUAAAGUAACAAUUUGUCAACCAACUCAGGCAGUUCCUUUUGGAAGCAAGCUUAAUGUUUCAGAUGCAAGAAAUGAUCCCUCUAGUCAAAGAGAGGAAGAAAAUGCACCUGCAGCAACACACCAGGAAUUGUCAGAGCAAAUGAGUCAUGAAGAGUCCAGUCAAGUACUAGAUUCUGAGGUAAUUGCCAACCAAAAAGAAGCAUCUGUGCAAGAUAAAUCAAAGACAGUAACUCCUCAAACAGAUGAGCGGAAAGAACAACAUGAAAUAGCAGCAGUUAAUAAAAUGGAUAAUUACAUGCCUCAUGGAAGACCACCUGUUGAUGAAAGUGAAAGCAAUCAAUAUGUUCGUACUUCUCAGCAACCAGAGCAAUUAAUUUCAUAUUUGGAUAAUCACCUUCAACCCAUGACAAAAGAGGCAUAUGAUUUAGACCAUGAUCGUUUUGAAAGUGUGAACAACAGGGAAAAAUAUCUAUUGGAUACAAGUGAGCAGACAAUUGAAAAAAGAGUCAGAGAAAAUAUUGCCAACGAUAUAGCAAAGCAUAACCUAGAAGUAGCUAAGACUGGCCUUCCAGAACCUGGAGUAAAGUUUGAUAAGGCAUCAGGUGAUUUAGACUUACAGCCCUUUAGACUUGAUUUUGAUAACCUUUCAUCAGAUUCAACAAGAGAGGAGCAGUGCUUGGAGACUGAUGAACAUCUUGCUGAGUCAAUGGAUUAUGAAGUGAUUACCCAAGAAGAACUUUUGCAAGAUGAAAUAUCCUCUGAAUUGGCACAUGAAGAUUUAUUGUUUGAAGACAGGGAAUCGUUUGAGCCGAUUAGCCAUACUUAUGAAUCUGUAAACGAGGCAGAGCAAGAGACACCCAUUGAACAUGAGGAUUCAGGCUUUGUGAUGAUGAAUUCUGAAAAAUCAUCACUCGACAUAUCUGAAAGUGAGAGUCAACAAAAAGAAAUUCAGAAGGUCCAUGUUGAUACUUAUUGCUGCCAGUGCAGGUGCCCAAUUUCUGCUAUUGACAAGCUUUUUGGGGAGCAUGAAGGCCAUGAUGUGACAACACUGGACACUGCUGUAAUGGAUAUGAAGGAUCAAUUAGACGAAUUUCUAGGAGAGUUACAGCAAAGGUCAGUGAAGUUGGAGGAGUUGGUUAGUGAAAUAGAAUCCCUGUUUAAUUCUGUUGAGGAAAACAGUAAGAAAAAUGAGCAGUUUUUAGAAGACCAAAAUGAAGAGAUGGUUAAGACAGUGAUAGCCCAGUGUGAUGAGAUGUCCCAGAACUUUGAGGAGGUGAAGAAGAUGAAAAUGGAAUACUUGUAUGAACAGAUGGUUAACUUUCAGCAAAGUAUUGUUACGGCGAAGGAAACCUUAGAGACAACUGUAACAGAAACUGAAGAACUUGGUUAUGUUGUUUUCCUAAAUUUAUCUAAAGAAAUGAAUAAAAGGUUACUUUCUGCAAUGGAUAAAUCUCUCUCGUUAGAAAAAAUGCCCAGUGCAUUUUCACUUUUUGACCAUUAUGCAGACGGUUCAGUGAGAAGUGACCAGAAUACCUUAAAAUGUGUCGCUGUUCCACAGACUCCAAAAUUGCUACCUCAGGAACCAAACUCUGCUACAAGCACAUCAAUUGCAAUCUAUUGGACUGUGAGUGAAGGAGACGUCAUUGAUUGCUUCCAGGUGUAUUGCAUGGAGGAACCUCAACCAAACAAAGAUCAAAGUGCCUUGGUAGAAGAAUACAGAGUUACAGUGAAGGAGAGUUACUGCAUUUUGGAAGACCUGGAGCCAGAUCGCUAUUAUGGUGUGUGGGUCAUGGCUGUGAACUAUACAGGAUGCAGCUUACCGAGUCACAAAUCCACUUUCAGAACUGCACCCUCUAUCCCCUUACUAAAGGCAGAAGACUGUACUGUGUGUUGGGACACUGCCAUCAUCCGAUGGAGCACAGCCAACUCAGAAGCAACAAAGUCUUUCACACUGGAGUACUGCAGACAGUACUCUCCUGAAGGAGAGGGUCUCAGAUCUUUUGCUGGAAUAAAAAAGCCUGAACUGCAAGUUAAUCUGCAGCCCAAUGUGAAUUAUUUCUUCUAUGUGAGAGCUGCCAACUCAUCUGGGACAAGUGAACAGAGUGAAGCCGCCCUCAUCUCAACGAAAGGAACUAGAUUUCAUGUGAUGAGUGACACAGGUCAUCCUGCUUUGCAAGUGUCGUCCGAUGGAACUGUGAUAUGCCUUCCUGAGAGAACUAAAUUCACUGGAAUUCCAUCUGUCCUGGGUGAGCUGCUGCCAGCUCGUGGUCGGCAUUACUGGGAAACCACCGUCACUGGCUGCAAAGGCUACCGGAUUGGAAUCUGCUAUAACUCUACACCACAAGGCAGCAUCCUGGGGCAGGAUGAUACUUCUUGGUGCAUAUGUUGUUGUUCUACACAAACAAGUUUCAUUUAUAAAUUCUUCCACCAUGGUGUAAUGAGUGAUGUUUACAUGACGGAGCAGCCAGCCAGGGUCGGCAUUCUGCUGGAUUAUAAUGCUGGGAGACUUUCAUUCUUCAAUGCAGAGAGAGGACUAGCUCUGUUCACCAUCAGGCACAGAUUUACCAAUGCUGCUCAUCCUGCCUUUGUUCUGGAGAAAGCUGGCGUACUUAACCUGCACACAGGAAUGGAGCUGCCAGAGUUUGUGAAACACAGCUAA